This is a messenger RNA of Heterotrigona itama, 2461 nucleotides long. The record is from the annotation of a GenBank genome assembly. NCBI's taxonomy places the organism in Eukaryota, Metazoa, Arthropoda, Insecta, Hymenoptera, Apidae.
AAAAUAUCUAUCUUACAAAAUAGAAAAAUUUAUAAAAUAUUUAUAAAAUUUUAAAAAAUAAUAUAAAACAAAAAAUGAAAAAUUAUAUAUUUUACACAUUUUAUUAAACAUGUUAUACAGAUGGCAUGCUUCUCUUUUGAUUCUAUUGUAUUGAACAUAGUUAUAUAUCAUGAUACUUCACAAUUGAUAUUUUUAUAUGACAAUAUAAACUACAUAGAAAAAAUUGAUUUAAUAUUUUAUAAAAAUGUCAAAUUCGCUUGUACGAAAAGGUCUCGAAAUACUGGGUUAUAAAAAUCAUGUAAAACAAGAUCUUGGCACAAUACUUGGACAAUCAAGCAGAGUAACUGUUUAUGAAACUCAAAAAAAGUUAGCUGCGCAAAGAGAUCCUACGGACGAAAAUGUAAAGAGACUUUUAAUAUUUAGUAAUAAUCAUAUCAAUCCAGAUACAACAAAUAAGUUAUUAACUAGAGCUUUGAAGAAGAAAUAUAUCCCUAAAGAGAAACCUAAAGAAGCACCUGAAGAAACUACUGCAUUUACAGAAGAAGACUUUAAGAAGUUUGAGAAAGAGUACAUAGAUCAAUAAUUUGUAAUAAUAAUUUUACACUUCUUGAAUUAUAUGUUGAGGCAUAUGAAUUAGUAAACUUCACUUGUUAUAUCAUUGUAGAAAUACAAACAUUUAUUUGUAUUUCAUUUGUAAAGCAAUACCAUUUUUUAUACAUUUAUAUAUUUAAUUUACUAUAAAUUGUUGAACACAAAAUGUUUAACAGUGAUCGUAAAAAGGGUAAAGUGACAUUAAUUGUGAUUUCCUUUUUAUUUCUCUAUUAUACUGUAUGGAUCAUUGGUCUACCUUUCAUUGAUGAUAACAGAAUACGAUCAUUUUUUGGUUCUCACAAUAUUGCAUUAAUAGUUCCUGCAGUUUCUGGCUUGUGCUUCAUUGGUGGAUUAGUAUUAUUUACAAUUUAUCAUGUUAAGCCGUAUUUUUCUAAUAUUAAGUCAAAUAAAUCUCGUGAAUCAUAACAUUUACAUAAAAGAAAAUGUAAAUAAAAAAACCAUAUUGUAUAUUGCUAACUAAAUUGUGUUGAAAAACACUGACUGAUUUUAUUAUUUUAAAUUAAUAAUAAAGAUAAUGUAACUUAUAUAACUAGACUAUUAUUAUCUAUAUUUUCCAUCUAUAGCUCAAGUUAACCUAUUCUAAAUUAUAAGUAAAAUUACUAAUAAAAGAAAUUUAAAAUGUCUUCAAAGAAAUGGUUUAUAAUUGGUAUUUCGGGUUCAACAUGCAGCGGAAAAACUACUUUAAGUAGUCGACUUCACAAUGAGCUGGAAAAUUCAAUGGUAAUACAUCAAGAUAACUAUUUCUUGCCACAAGACGAUCCACGACAUGUAAAAAUAAAUGAUCUUAAUCAUCUCAACUGGGAGUUGAUAACUAGUAUGGAUAUGGACAAAAUGCAUUCAGAUAUUUUACAAUUAAUUGAAUCGUCACCAAAUGAAAAUAGUUCUUCCGAAACAGUUAAUAAGAAUAUAUUAAUACUAGAUGGGUUUUUGCUUUUUAAAUGUGAGGUUAUUUCAAAUUUAUGUGAUCGUAAAUAUUUCAUAACAUUAACGAAAGAAGAAUGUUGGGAAAGAAGGAAAGGAAGAAUAUACGAUCCACCGGACGUUCCUGGCUACUUCGAAAAAGUAACAUGGCCAGAAUAUGUAAAGUAUAAAGACGAAUUAAUAAAAGACAAUGAUUUUUGUAACACGAUAACAUUCAUUGAUGGUUCUAAAAGUAAAGAAGAAAUAUUUCAAAUGAUUUUUACGGAAAUAAAGAAAUUAUUAUCGUAAAAUCUUAAUCAUUAUUACAUAUAAAAAAAAAAACACUUAGAACUAUAAAAAAUAAAUAAAUUGGUUCUGCAUAUGUAGCUAUCAUUCAACAGAAAGAUGAUGUUACAAACAUUAGUUCCAAAAAAAAACAUUCAUUAUACAUUCCAAUGUUUCAAUAUUUAUAAUAAGAUAUAACUAGUAUUCUGAAAUAUUUUCUAUAAUAAUCUCUAAAUCAUUUAUCUUAAAUAUUUUUUUGUUAAAUUUGAAAUAAAAUAAUUGCAAUAUCAUACAUUUUAAUUCUGUAUAUUAAAUUCCCUAUAUAAAUGGACAAUUGCUUUUUACUGAGCUGAAGAGCUUAGUGUACUUACCUGGCACAAUUGUGCAUUGAACGAUUUCAUUUUUUUUUUUUUUUAUAAAUGAUAAGUACAUUUCUUAUGUUUCUUCACUUUUCUUUUUGUGAGAAAUGUAUGUACAUAUGUCAUUGUUGCAUUAUCAGAAUUGAUGAAUUUUUAUGAAUUUCCAUGAAAAUGCCCAUAUAUGAAUAAAACGUGAUUUAUGUUAAAAAUGUGAUAAUUUUGCAGCUAUGUAUCACAAUAUUCUAACUACAACAUGUACAAUUUUUUUGUUGCAUUGCAUAUAAAGCCUGCUUCAGAUGUUGAAU